Molecule: messenger RNA, 1671 nt
Organism: Poecile atricapillus (Black-capped chickadee)
Lineage: Eukaryota; Metazoa; Chordata; Aves; Passeriformes; Paridae
Gene: NOL4
Product: nucleolar protein 4
Exons: 11
Coding region: 16-1671 (551 amino acids)
Source: RefSeq, a predicted model, not a curated record
GACAUUAUCUAUUCCAUGCAUGUUGAAACUGGGCCCAAUGGAGAACAAAUCAGAAAACAUGCUGGACAGAAGAGAACAUAUAAAGCAAUUUCAGAGACCUAUGCCUUCCUACCGAGAGAAGCGGUGACACGAUUUCUAAUGAGCUGCUCAGAGUGCCAGAAAAGGAUGCAUUUAAACCCAGAUGGAGCAGAUCAUAAAGAUAAUGGAAAACCUCCAACUUUGGUGACCAGUAUGAUUGAUUACAACAUGCCCAUUACUAUGGCUUAUAUGAAACACAUGAAGCUACAGCUACUAAAUUCACAGCAAGAUGAGGAUGAAAGUUCUAUAGAAAGUGAUGAGUUUGAUAUGAGUGACUCAACUAGAAUGUCAGCUGUGAACUCUGACCUCAGCUCAAAUCUGGAGGAGAGAAUGCAAAGUCCUCAGAACCUCCAGGGCCAGCAGGAUGAUGAUUCAGCCGCAGAGAGUUUUAAUGGCAAUGAGACCGUGGGACACAGUUCCAAUGCUUCAGGGGGAACACACUGCAGGGAGAUGGCAGAAUCCAACAGUAAUGGCAAAACAAAUCUGGAGCAGGAUGAGCAGCCUCUGAACCUGAGUGACAGUCCCCUCUCUGCUCAGCUGACUUCAGAAUACAGACUAGAUGAUCACAGCAGUAAUGGAAAGAACAAAUACAAGACUCUCCUAAUUUCUGAUCUCAAGAUGGAACGGGAGGCAAGAGAAAAUGGAAGCAAGUCCCCUGCACAUAGCUAUUCAAGCUAUGACUCUGGCAAGAAUGAGAGUGUAGGCAGAGGUGCUGAAGAUCUGUCUCUGAAUCGAGGAGAUGAGGAUGAGGAUGACCAUGACGAGCAAGAAGAUCCUGAGAAGGUUAAUGAAUCAGAUGGGGUAGAAGCUGAGCGACUGAAAGCUUUUAACAUGUUUGUCAGGCUGUUUGUAGAUGAAAACUUGGACCGAAUGGUCCCAAUCUCUAAGCAGCCCAAAGAAAAGAUCCAGGCUAUCAUUGACUCAUGCAGGCGACAAUUCCCUGAGUAUCAAGAGCGUGCCAGAAAACGCAUACGUACUUACCUCAAGUCCUGCAGGCGGAUGAAAAGAAGUGGUUUUGAGAUGUCACGACCUAUUCCCUCACACCUUACUUCAGCAGUUGCAGAGAGUAUCCUGGCUUCCGCCUGUGAGAGUGAAAGCAGAAAUGCUGCAAAAAGGAUGCGGUUGGAUAGACAGCAGGAUGAGGCUGCUCCAGCUGACAAGCAGUGCAAACAGGAGCCAGCCCAGGUCACUUACUCAACAUCAACUGUUUCCAGCACGCAGGAGGUGUUGUACAUCAACGGCAAUGGGACCUACAGUUACCAUAGUUACAGAGGGCUGGGAGGUGGGCUGCUAAAUCUCAAUGAUGCUUCUAGCAGUGAUCUGCAGCCUACCUCCACCACAGCCACAACUCAGCACUGCAUCCCAGGAACCACGAACGUCCAGUCCCCUUCCAGCUCAGGUCCAACAGAUCUCAGUAUGAAGAGGCAGUUAGCAACCAGCUCUGGAUCCUCCAGUAGUUCCAGCUCCAGACCCCAGCUGAGUCCGACUGAAAUCAAUGCAGUGAGGCAGCUUGUGGCAGGGUACCGAGAAUCAGCCGCGUUUUUAUUGCGCUCUGCAGAUGAACUUGAAAACCUUAUUUUGCAGCAGAACUGA